AUGGCCAACCAACCCCAUCACUUGAUCAUCGACCCAUGGUCGCAAGGCCUAAAUGUCAUGCGCGAUGUCUUCUCACGCUGGUCCCGACUGGACAUCACGCAGGUCGGCUCGGCGAUUGCCAUUGUCGGCACAAUUCCCACAGCAGUCCGACUCAUGGGUCGCGUCUGGCGAGAAGCCUACCAUUGGGUUCGACUAUGCUUCCUCGCCGAAGUGAAAAUCCCAGGGGGCGAUCCACUCAACCGGAGCGUAGUGAAAUGGCUCCUAGAAAAACGACCGCGGCAUCAUCGAUCAUUCACUGGACGGACCCAGGUCCAGCACGCUCGCUCAACCCCCGAUCUCGGGGCGGCCCUGAAGAAGACGCGCCACCAGGCGCAGUACUGCCCGCAUUGGCACUCGCGCUGGUUCUUCCAGCAAGGUGACUUUUUCAUUGUCAACCGCGCGGCAGAUAGUUUCAGCGCGGCGCUCUCGGAUCCGAGCUACGACGGGAUUGGAGGCGAGGAGCUCACAAUCAGCUGUCUAGGCUGGUCCGCAGCACCCGUCAUGCGCUUCAUUGAAGAAUGUCGCGCGUAUACAGACCGACAGGCGCAGUUCUUCGUCAUCAUCUACGCACGCGAUCGGUACGGCCUUGCCUGGAAGCCUAAAACGAGGACGCCGAUCCGGCAUCUUGAUACGGUGCAUCUGGACAAGGACGUGAAGGACUGCCUCAUAUCGGACGUGCGCAACUAUCUGGACCCCAAGACGCAGAAGCGGUACCAGAGCCGGAGUAUGCCCUACCGGAGAGGGUACCUCUUCUACGGCCCGCCAGGUACGGGGAAAUCCUCAUUGUCUGUGGCGAUUGCUGGCGAGUUCGGACUGGACAUUUAUGAAGUCAAAAUCCCGAUGAUUGCUACGGAUGCCGAUCUGGAGCACAUGUUUCAGGAGAUCCCGCCCCGAUGCGUUGUGCUUCUCGAGGACAUUGACGCCGUGGGUGUCGAUUGCGCAGCCUCGGACAAGUCAUCCGCGAGUCAGGACGGCAAAGAGCCCAUGCCGAAUUGCACAAUGUCCGGUCUGCUCAAUGUGCUUGAUGGCGUGAGCUCUCAGGAGGGCCGCAUCGUGAUCAUGACCACCAACCGGCCGGAGCAGCUGAACAGCGCCCUCGUGCGCCCAGGGCGCGUCGACAUGAAGGUGCUGCUCGGCAACAUUAGCCAGGCGUCGUCGCAGGAGAUGUUUCUUCGCAUGUUCGCCCCGGAGCUCGGCAUCGCGCAGCCGUUGGAUUCGGAGGAGCUGCUGGCGCUUGCUGCGCAGUUUGCCAGUCAAAUCCCCGAGGACACGUUUACCCCUUCUUUUCUGCAGGGAUUCUUUCAGCUUCACCUGGACUGUCCCCGUGAGGCGGCGGCCAGCAUUGGACCGUGGGUGCAAAAGGCACUUGCGCGUGGCGUCGAAGGGGACUUUGAGAUGGUCAACCGCAAUAAGAACGGUUGA
Emericellopsis cladophorae is the source of this 1461-nucleotide messenger RNA. RefSeq lists its product as uncharacterized. The transcript has a single exon. Lineage: Eukaryota; Fungi; Ascomycota; Sordariomycetes; Hypocreales; Bionectriaceae. Gene Ontology annotation, molecular function: ATP hydrolysis activity; ATP binding. Bases 1 to 1461 code for a protein of 486 amino acids. Gene Ontology annotation, cellular component: mitochondrial inner membrane. The record is from RefSeq and is a predicted model, not a curated record. Gene Ontology annotation, biological process: protein insertion into mitochondrial inner membrane from matrix; mitochondrial respiratory chain complex III assembly.